This is a messenger RNA of Colletotrichum siamense, 267 nucleotides long. RefSeq lists its product as uncharacterized. The record is from RefSeq and is a predicted model, not a curated record. The transcript is spliced from 2 exons. NCBI's taxonomy places the organism in Eukaryota, Fungi, Ascomycota, Sordariomycetes, Glomerellales, Glomerellaceae. Bases 1 to 267 code for a protein of 88 amino acids.
AUGAUUGGGAUUCGCGAUUUGCUUCGCUACGCCGCGCCGGGGACACCAGAUGGUCUGUCCGCUCUGCUCGUAUCCAGAGUGACUGCGACUUGCGCCGGCCUGGCCCAAUUUCUCCUCGUCGUCCGACCUACCAACCUAAGCUGGUCAGGAAUGACGAGCAAUUGCCAACAACGCGUCCUGAUUCCUAGAGUCCAGCCUUUGACUCUCAAUCUCUUCUUCAUUACUCGCAGCCCAGGCAAUACUGUUACUGUGCACAUACACAAAUAA